ACGUUCGCAUGCUUUCCCCCGCACACAAGACGUGAAGGGUGAAGAAACUUCGGCCAGUCUGUGCUGUGCUGUGACUGGACAUGGUCAACACAGAUGGGCGAGUGUCUUUCCCAGCAACCACUUCGGCCAACUCUACUGCUUGUCACAUCCCGACGGAUUUUAGGGAGGCCCUAUCCGACGUGGAGAAUAGUGUGAAUUUUGUUGCACUGUCUAAAAUCUCCAAGCUGUGGUUCUAGAAUCAUGGAUAGCGCGCCGCUCACUACUGAGUCCCAGCCUGAUGCAGGAGAAUCUUUGCAAAACUCUGUCGAUGGUCACCGCGUUGAUGCAGCAAAUCUCUGCCGACUUCGCCGGUUUUUAUGUUUUGGAUCGGAGGGCUCUACAUUCAGCACAAAGGAACCCUCACUGGGGAUGGAGAGCGCGUUGACCUUGAUACAGCUUCUGGAGAAUGGCAAGGGAUGUGAUGUGGUGGAGGAAAUACGUCGGUUUGGUCAAGACGGCACAGCUGUUCGGUCAAACCCCGCGUUGUUUGCUUUGGCUGUAUGCACACAACAUUCGGACGCUAAGACUAAACAGGCUGCUUUCCGGGCCCUGAGGGACAUAUGUCAUGUACCAAGUCAGCUCUUCUCCUUCGUCCAGUACAAGAAAGAGCUGAAGGAUGGAAUGAAGGGUGGAAUGUGGGGUCGCGGCCUGCGCAAAGCUGUUUCGGACUGGUACAACAACCAGGACCCCAUAGCUCUCGCCCAAGCUGUGACCAAAUGCAAACACAGGGCAGGUUGGUCACACCAGGAUCUUCUGAGACUGUCACAUAUGAAGCCGGCCAAUGAAGCUGUUGCGCUCAUUAAUAAAUAUAUAACAAAGGGGUGGAAAGAGGUUCAGGUGGCAUAUGCUGACAAAGAAAACUCUGAAGCGGUUGUCAAAGUCCUGACAUACUUGGAGGCUGUGGAGAAGGCCAAGCACUCAAUGGACGAGUUGGAGGUGAUUCAUCUGAUUGAGGAGCACCGGCUGGAGAGGGAACAGAUCCUCACAAACCACCUCAAGUCCAAAGAGGUAUGGAGAGCUUUGCUGAAAGACAUGCCACUGGCUGCGUUAUUGCGACAUUUGGGCAAAAUGACUGUUGACAAGCUAAUUGCCCCAGGGAGUGCAGAUGUUACUGAAGUCUGCCAGAGGAUUCAAAAUGAGGCUGCUCUGAAAAAGUCAAAUCUGCAUCCGUUCAGCAUCUUGGUGGCGACAGAAAACUACAAGAGAGGCCAUGGUAACAGAAGUAAACUCAAAUGGGAGCCAGAUGGACAGAUCAUUCAGGCUUUGGACUCUGCAUUUUACCAGUGUUUUAAGAAUGUCCAGGCCACGGCUAAACGGUUUGUGAUCGCGGUGGACGUGAGCGCCUCGCUGAGCAGCACCGCCCUGGGGAGCUCUGUCAGCGCCGCCAUGGCAGCUGCCGUCAUGAGCAUGGUUAUCACACGGACUGAAAAGAAUACUCAAUUGUUGGUGUUCUCAGAGGGAAAUGUCCAUCCGGUCCACCUAACAGAUGAGAUGAAUGUUACGCAAGUGAUAUCGGAACUGGUCAAGAUCCCUGAUGGCAGCACGGACUGCGCUCUGCCCAUUCUCUGGGCCUUAGAGAGUGAGACGCCUGCAGACGUGUUCCUCAUCCUUACCAACAAUGAGACCUGGUUUGGAAAGGCCAUUCCUGCAGAAGCUCUCAAGAUGUACAGACAGAAAAUGGGCAUCUCUUCAAAGUUGGUUGUGUGUGGAAUGACGACGACCGGCCUCUCGGUGGCUGACCCAGACGACCGGGGCAUGCUGGACCUCUGUGGCUUUGACUCCAGGGCAGUGGACGUAAUUCACAAAUUUGUCCUGGACCUCAUAUGAGCAUCGCCGUUUCGUCUGUCAGCACAUCAGCAUUACCCUGAGAACAGAUUCUCGUGGAAGGAGAACCUCAAGGUGGGCUGAUCUCUUCUCACACAUGACUGGUGUGCCCAGCAGAGCAGCACCUUCUCAAAAGGAACAAAGCAACUUUUAACUCUCCAUUGACAGUUCUCUUGUUGUCAAGUUUGAUCUACGACGUAUCCUGAUAUCCAGCAGGCUGGAUGAAUUUUCAAUGUUUCAAAACACUGAAGACAUUGAAGAUGUGAAUUUCACUUCUGUGGUUCAUAGAGAUACCAUGUCAUAAACACUCAUUUUGAGAUAUCAACCUUUUAUCAAGACGACAAAGUUGAUAUUUGAACCCCUGGUUGGUUGAUUGUUGAUUGAAAAAAAGCAUGGUAAUGUGGCAUGUUAUUGGAUGUUGAAUGCUGGUCUUUAGACACCUCCUCCUUUUCAGACCUUUCUGUCUGUCCAAUAGUGUUGGUAAAACAUUGUGAAUAUACAGUACUAAGAAAGGGGAGAUGUAUGAAGCAAAAUGUAUCAAGCGCACAAAGUUGGUGUCUUAAUUUGAUGUCUCUUGAUCCAGCAACACAGUAAAUAUACAGUAUAUAUGUAUAAUUUUCUAAUGCCAUGCAUUUGUAAUUGGAGAAGCCAAAACCUUGAUAUGACAUAGUACGACUGGUGAUUGGUGUGCUGUGAUAUCUGCUGGACCCAAAAAUAGUUUUAUAUUUUCAAUUUUAUCAGAAUAAGUGGAGGAAUACAGAGGGAGCAUAGCAAGCGAAGCACAAGGUGCACUUAAACUCUUCAGAUUAAAUAAGUUUACAGCACACUUGCCUGAGCAAGCCUGAUGACGCACCUAGGCGAAACGUGUUGUUCACACUGAAUGGUCGAGCAAAAGGUAAAAUAAGUAUCCGAUAAACUUAUUUCUUUUGAAGUAUUGAACUCUCCUGCGUUACCUUACCAGCACCUAGAAGCUUUGGAUGGAUCUUUGAACUGGUGCACUUAAACAUGUUAUGGGUCCUUUAAAUGACAAGCAAUUUAGUGUUGUAUUGUUGCAAAAGCAAUGAUGAGGACGUGCAGAAAAAGUAGCUGAAUACUGUGUGAAUUUGACUUCAGAUAACCUGUUUAUUUGUACGUCAUAGGAUGUUUGCUUAGAGAUGCCGUUGUAUAUCUAGCCGUUCCUGUAUUUCACCUGCAUAUUUCUUUAUUGCUGUAUUGUGCUUAUGAAGGUCAAAAUCAAGGUCAUUUUGUCUCGACUAACGCUGCUAGACAAGCUAAUUCUGUGAAAGAAUUUUUUUUAUUAUUAUUUUUUUUUAAUAUCACUAAUUGUAGUGUAACAUGGAUAGUUACAUCACUAAUUUAAACUAUGCUAUUGUAGGACUUUGCUACAUUUUUUGUUAUAACAGAAACCCGAAUGUACCUUUUGUUAUAUUUGUUUUACUCCUUAGACUGAAUACACCUUGCUUUAUACAUCUUUAAAUAUUUAACAAAUAA
Molecule: messenger RNA, 3354 nt
Organism: Engraulis encrasicolus (European anchovy)
Lineage: Eukaryota; Metazoa; Chordata; Actinopteri; Clupeiformes; Engraulidae
Gene: ro60
Product: Ro60, Y RNA binding protein
Exons: 9
Coding region: 241-1866 (541 amino acids)
Cellular component (GO): ribonucleoprotein complex
Molecular function (GO): RNA binding
Source: RefSeq, a predicted model, not a curated record